AAUGUGGAUAGAACACAUUGAAUCAAUUUUGGCCAUAAGAGUUAGUACUGUUAGUUUUGAUAGCCAACAAGGGCUGGUAUAUCAUUACUCCCUGUUUUACCCCAACAGAAUAUUACUACAAUAUUCCAAUCAGUUUCAGGAUAUGUCCCCUCCAAGACUCGAGAGUAUUGCACUGACACUACCUUACUGAGCAGGUAGAAAUGAUUAUAAAGGGCAUGCUCAGACGAUAUGAAAGAUGGAAUCCAGUGCAUCCUACAUAUGGAGCCUUCUGGGGCAUGGGAAUAGGUAUUGGCUGUGGGGUCGGAUGGGGCCCUGGAUUUGGUCCUGAGGCUAUUGGUUAUGUUGGAUCUGGUUGUGGUGUUGGGUUCAGCGUCGGCUUCUCUCUGCUUGGCAUUGGCAUUGGCCUCCCUGCCAACUACAUCUACACAGUUCCUUACAACACCUUCACAGCUACCAGAAAUGGUGCUAUAGAGAUGGCUCGAUCCACUGAUAUACAAAGCAUGAGAAACAUUGUAGAAGACAAUUGGUGUUACCUUGAUUCAAGUAUUUCUGGGCUGCAAGAAAGGGUGAUUCAGACUUUUUCAACCUUAAGGGGCAAAGAAUCGUUAGGGAAGGCGGUAGAUUUGUCCGAAAAGUCGUCCAAAAUGUCCUUUCCUGAUCAAUGCAUGGAUCGUCUAAAACAAGGCAUCAAUGGCUUAUUUCGUCCUUUAAAAGGUUCAAAGGAUUAGCAGCAUGAAGGGAAGCACAAUGUUUUUCCAGCCCAGAAGUGUCAAUGUACACAUUAUAGUAUUGGCCUUUAUUUUUUACCUCACAGCAUUCUGUUGGCUUACAUAAACAACUAUUAUGGAAAUCCACCCCCACCCUUUGUUUUUUUUCUUUGCUAAUUUCUUUUUGUUCCUCUUCUGGGGAUGGUGGGUGAGCUUGUGAUAGUAGGGAGAGUAGGUAGAAGAGAGAGGAGUAGUUGAAAUUAUUAGGCUGCUGCUAUAUGUGUAAACAUAUUCUGAUUUCUUUUAUGUUGGAAAACAUUGUUCAAAUGAAAGUGAAAAAGAAUCUGUCUUUUUUUUU
Molecule: messenger RNA, 1065 nt
Organism: Lycium barbarum (goji berry)
Lineage: Eukaryota; Viridiplantae; Streptophyta; Magnoliopsida; Solanales; Solanaceae
Product: cadmium-induced protein AS8
Exons: 4
Coding region: 201-728 (175 amino acids)
Source: RefSeq, a predicted model, not a curated record